UGCCACCAGAGAAGGAUCUUUGGUUGGAGAUCCCUCCCUUGUGGAGUCUGUGAGCCUAGAUCUUUGGAGAUGGGUGUAUUCUUUUCCUGUUUGUCCCUUUUGCCAUUUCAUUCCUGUAUCACCUUUCCACCAUGCUGAUCUUUCCAAUGUAUGCUACAUGUUCAUACUUUACCACUCUUGUUCCUGAAUUAAUAGGAAACACCAGAGUAUAUAAAAUUAAAUUAAAUCAGAUUUAUUGAGGGCACCUGAAUGUUAGGUUAUUAAGGCAGCAGGUGUUACCUAUGCUCCUGAACUCUGAAAGCUUCUCAGUAUCACAGUAUCACAGUAGCUGCAGUGACACCAGGCUUACAGUUGCCGUGGGCAAGUUACUGUUUCUCAUCUUAUUAAUUGCACUGCAGAAUGUAUUUCACUGUAUUUCACAGCUGUUCUUCCAUCUAGAUGGGGAGGAGCAUCAGGAAAGUCUGCAGCUUUAUGUUCUUCAUCACCACUUGAGCAGUUUCCAGUGUCUCAGGAUAUAAGGCAGCAACCAAGUAGUGCACAUGGUCCCAUGUAGCAGCAGGCUACAAAAGUACUUCUUUGGAGCACUGCACUCUUCUGCUCCCCUUCCUCCCAAGCAGACCUGACCCUGUGCUGGUAGCCGAUGCCCUCACCAAGCCCUGGGGCUGCCCCUUUACCCUCUGCCUCAGCACCCACACCCUCACCCACCUGCCCUGCUUCCAGCCUUACAGGGCCAAGUUUUUCCUUGCUUGGGUCCAUUUUUCCCUGCUGCAAAGCUUUUCCAAAUAGGGUGUAAGGUUAUUUAUUGUGUUUCUCUUAACUUUUCCUUUCGCCUGGAGAUUGUACAGAGCCUGAAAGUAAAGAGAAAUGCCAGGUGUGGGUUUUUUAGGUCACUAUAAACGACACGCUUAGCUGCUUUCAGAACACAUAAGCCACGGGAUGUCAUCUGGGGUAAACAGGGGAGGCUGAGGACUGGAAAGGUGUUGGUAUGAAUAAAUUGGGGUCACACAGAGGAACUGCACUUAUGCAUCCAAGCAGCUGCUUUUAUCUCCACACCCUCUUCCCUUUUCCUCAAAGCAUCCAUAUCCUGCUUGUAACAAAGAUCUUUUUGUGUCGCUGGGUUUUCACAUUCUGUCAGGCAGCCUAUCAUAAGAAAGCCCAAAUCUACUCAAUAGUAAAACGAGGGAUUAUUUCCACUCAUCUGUUGACAGACAUUUCUCCAAAUUGGAUCAAAUGAUUAAAGGUAUUAGAAUGACGUCUUGCAGAUCCAGAUCAAAUCAUUUGAAACCUUGAGACUGUCUCUCCUUUGCUUGGAAGGAACCACCAGAAAUAGUUGUAGGUGCUAAUUGCCCAUUACUCUUACUAAUGUGAAUUUGUGAAUUUGGAUCUUAUUCUACUUGCUUGAACCCGAGUGUGGGGAGCUGAAGAUGGAGGGACCAUGCAGCACUUCACUCUGGGCUGUGUCAGCCGGAGCUUUUCUAAACGCCUGAAUGGUUCUUUCUCGAAUCGCUUACACGGAAAAGAGAGGUCCAGGCUGCAAAAGGUUUCAGCGUCUCACGUAUUGCGACGAUGGCUCUGCUGAAAGUCAAAUUCAACCAGAAGAAACGGGUAAAACUAGCCCAGGGACUAUGGCUCAUGAACUGGUUUUCAGUCUUUGCUGGAAUCAUUGUUUUUAGCAUGGGGUUGUUCCUCAAAAUUGAGCUCCGGAAGCGAAGCGAAGUGAUGGACAAUUCUGAAAGCCAUUUUGUGCCCAAUUCCUUGAUACUGAUGGGUAUAUUAUCCUGCGCCUUCAAUGGUUUUGCUGGCAAAAUUUGUUACGAUUCUCUGGAUCCCGCUAAAUUUGCCAAGUGGAAGCCUUUGCUGAAACCUUACCUGGCACUGUGCUUCUUCUUCAACAUACUCCUCUUCUUGGUCGCUCUGAUUUGCUUUCUCAUGCGGGGCUCCCUGGAGAGCACACUGGCUCAGGGGCUGAAGAACAGCAUGAAGUUCUACCGAGACACAGACACCCCUGGAAGGUGCUUCAUGAAGAAGACAAUCGACAUGCUCCAAAUCGAGUUCAAGUGCUGUGGGAACAAUGGCUUCAAAGACUGGUUUGAAAUUCAGUGGAUCAGCAACAGAUACCUGGACUUCAGCUCCAAAGAAGUGAAAGAUCGAAUCAAAAGCAACGUGGAUGGACGGUACCUGGUUGAUGGCGUCCCCUUCAGCUGCUGCAACCCCAGCUCCCCGAGGCCCUGCAUCCAGUACCAGGUCACCAACAACUCAGCUCACUACAGCUACGAUUACCAGACGGAGGAGCUCAACCUCUGGGGCCGUGGCUGCCGGGAAGCCCUCCUGCACUACUACAGCAGCAUGAUGAGCUCCAUGGGUGCUGUCGUCCUCCUUGUCUGGCUUUUUGAGAUGUCUGUGAUGGUUGGCUUGCGUCUUUUGCACACCUCUCUGGAAAGCAUCGCAAAUCCUGAAGACCCCGAGUGUGAAAGUGAAGGGUGGAUUCUAGAGAACAGUCUGAAAGACACUCUGAAGUCUGCAUUGGAGAGCUUGAAAAAGAUUGGUAAGUUCAAUCAGGUGGAAGCAGGUGCCGAAGGGGCUGAAGGAGAAGAAGCUGGGAAGACUCCAGCCAUCACAACAGUCAGUUGAGCUUCUAAAUGAUGCGAACUCUGAUCAAAGAGGAAUGAAAAAACUGAGGAUUGGGUAUACCUGCUUUUUGAAAGCUAUGUAUCAACCAUCAGAAUGCGCGUUUCUACACAUGCUAUUUUUUUUUAUUAUUGUUAUAUACAGAAGGAUACAGCAUAGUGCACCUUGGGAUGAUGCAUUUAUCCACUCAGUGAGUACACCAUAUUCAUAACUUCUGGGGGGAAAUGACCCCCCUAGGACUUUCAGUACUCACGUGUUCCCUUACCAGGGACUGCUAACAUUAAAAAGAAAUCAUCAUAAUCGUUGGCACCACACUGAUCCAUUCCAUCUUAUUUUGAAAUCAAAAGUGGCAUUUGAAAUGUUAGUAUUUUUUUCUCAAGUUGGCUUACCAUCAUGCUUAAUGUACGUUAACCUAUAAGGACAAAUGUCUUGGUUUUCUGGAGAGUAACACGUUAAAAGUCAAAGGAAGAAUAAUAUCCAGAGCUGUAUAUAAUAACUUAGUGUUUUGACAGACCUCUCAUAUCAUGUGUUUUUUUGUUGAUGUGCUAAGCAAUGGUAUUUUCUGCUGUAUUAAGAUGUACUUCAUAGAACAAAACGUUAUUCUGAGAACUUAAGUACUAAACAAAAGUCGUAACUUAAAGAACAGAGCGAGCAUGAAAACAAGACCAAGGUAAGAUUUAUGGGUUUUGUUCUUGUUGUUUUCUUUUUUCAGUCGGUAUAUCCUCAAUGUAUCCUCAUUGUAGAUUUAUGCUUUACCUUGUACUCAAACAAGCAGAAGUUUAGGAGAUUUCCUCAGGUAGUGGGUGGAACCAAUGCUAUGAGCAUGUGCCAGUCAGGGCUAUUCUGGGUGUCUGUAAAUACAUAAUCUCAUAGCUUUCUCCAUGGUAUUCAAGCCCAACUACUUCUACAUCUAAAAUUAAAAAAUUUUAAAAAUUAAAAAAAAAAAAGAAAAAAGAAAAAAAAAUUAAAAAGAGGAUACUUAGAACAAACACUUGAACUGUUUUCCAGUGUCAUAGCAAAUGGAUCCCAUUCAUUGGUAAGUACAUCAAGCCUCAAACUUUGAGGCUGGAGAAAUGUAAAUUUAAAUCUGCCCCCAGCUUGAAAACUUCGCAACCCUUGUUUUCCUUCAUCAGUGACCGAGUUCCCUUCAUUGUAUCCUACAAGUCAAAGGGAAAGUAUGUUUUGCAUGUGCUGCCUGUCUCCAAACAUUGGUUAUAGAUGGAGGACCCUGUUUUAAUACAUAAAAUUGCAAUAAACCAUGGGAAGCUUGCUGUGGUACACAUCCUUCAGUAAAGGAGCAGGACAUCAUCUUGAGUCUUCCUACAGCUGCCAGAUAAGUUCAGCUAAAGGGAAAGAAACCAGAGAGAGCAAAAGCUGACCUUCCUGUUCCGCACACCACCAUCCCUCAGCUAAGAGACAGACUCCACACUCAGGUCUUGCUCUGCUGUGCAACACUUCUACUCUUCUGUGGUGCACCUCAGGGAGUUUUCUCAGCAGGUCCCGUCCACUGGCUGGUGGCCGUUCUUCAAACCAGCCAUGUUUGUGGCUGCCUGAGCAUUGCACAGCUCCUUGGUUUUCAUUCUCAGUUGUUUGUGCUCUCACUCCAGCGGCACUGCAGAAUUACAGCUCCUCUGGCUUUUCAGAGUGAUACGCAUUUCCUCCUAGAUGGGCAGACCAGUCCAUGACAGGACAGGUAGGAAUGUAUCCAUGCAUCAAUCUGGGGUCUCUGUCCCAGGGGCCAAGCUGCUUCAGGCCACCUGCAUGCAAGGCUCGAAUUUGACAGGUAUUUAUGGCACACUUUAAUUUUUUGAAAGCUGAUGACAGCUUUAACCUUUAGUUACAAUAACAAAGAAAAAACGCAAAGCCAACUCUGAAGUACACAUAAGAGCAAAUGGAAAGAGGGGACCAAGCUAAAAGCCAACUUGCUAUUCACCACAGCCUAUCGUUGAUUGCUUUGCUGAGGGAAACUGCACAGCAGAACUGGGUAGAACAGAGCAGUUGCUUUCUUCUCGGUGAGAAAUCCAUUCAACCAGCCGCUCGUCUCAGCUGGCCCGUGAGAGAAGAACAAGGUUUCAAAGGGUGUGUGACGCAGCCCCAUUUGGCUGAGAAGAGCUUUUUGGAGGAAACACAUUAUGAACAGGGGCUGCAUUACAAGGAUUACAGUUUUUCCUUGUGAAGCUUCAGUGUGCUGUGAUCCACACAGGUUAUUUGGCCAGACAUCAGGUUUUUCAGAGAGAUCUAGAUCUAUUGCUGUCUUAGAAAUUCAGUUUAGGAUGUUACUUUAGACGAGACUCUGCAGUUGUUUGUGGUCUCCAUCCUAUUCAGUUUGUUGCUAGGGAGGCAGAUUGUCAGAUUAUCACUUUGACACCACCUUGGAGAAGCCAAUUCCAAGAGCAAUGCUGUCACUGCAUAAGUUGGGUAGAGACCAUCUGAGGGCGGGUUUAUGAAGAAUAAUACUGGGAUUGGGGUUUUGUGCAAGUAAGAACCAAUAUAUGUAUGCUCACACUGUCUAAAAUAAACCCUCUUUAAUGA
Coturnix japonica (Japanese quail) is the source of this 5160-nucleotide messenger RNA. RefSeq names its product peripherin 2 (gene PRPH2). Lineage: Eukaryota; Metazoa; Chordata; Aves; Galliformes; Phasianidae. Gene Ontology annotation, cellular component: plasma membrane. The record is from RefSeq and is a predicted model, not a curated record. Gene Ontology annotation, biological process: visual perception.